Athene cunicularia (burrowing owl) is the source of this 3693-nucleotide messenger RNA. It is a transcript of the gene SLC25A32, whose product is annotated as solute carrier family 25 member 32. Gene Ontology annotation, biological process: folate import into mitochondrion; nucleotide transport. The transcript is spliced from 7 exons. The record is from RefSeq and is a predicted model, not a curated record. Bases 92 to 835 code for a protein of 247 amino acids. Gene Ontology annotation, cellular component: mitochondrion. Lineage: Eukaryota; Metazoa; Chordata; Aves; Strigiformes; Strigidae. Gene Ontology annotation, molecular function: FAD transmembrane transporter activity; folic acid transmembrane transporter activity.
GGUGCUGCACCCGCUGGACCUGGUCAAGAUCCGCUUCGCAGUAAGCGAUGGAUUGGAGCUGAGGCCAAAAUACAAUGGGAUACUCCACUGUAUGACCACUGUCUGGAAGCAUGAAGGACUCCGAGGCUUAUAUCAAGGGGUAACUCCAAACAUGUUGGGAGCAGGGGCUUCCUGGGGACUUUACUUUUUCUUUUACAAUGCCAUCAAAGCUUACAAGAAAGAUGGGAAGCUGGAAAGUCUCAGUGCAACUGAACACCUCGUGUCAGCUGCAGAGGCUGGAGCCAUGACUCUCUGUAUUACAAAUCCAAUAUGGGUAACGAAGACACGACUUGUGCUACAAUAUAAUGCUGGUGUUGAUCCAUCAAAGCGGCAAUACAGAGGAAUGUUUGAUGCUCUUGUAAAGAUAUACAAGACAGAGGGCAUACGUGGCUUAUAUAAGGGAUUUGUGCCUGGUCUGUUUGGAACCUCACAUGGAGCGCUUCAGUUCAUGGCAUAUGAGGAUUUGAAACUGAGAUACAACAAGUAUAGAAACAGAGUAUCAGAUACAAAAUUGAACACCGCAGAAUACAUAAUGAUGGCAGCUGUAUCCAAAAUAUUCGCUGUGUCAGCAACAUAUCCCUAUCAAGUUGUGCGAGCUCGUCUUCAAGAUCAGCAUAAUACAUAUUCAGGUGUGUUUGAUGUGAUCCACAGGACAUGGAGGAAAGAAGGAAUUCAUGGAUUUUACAAAGGAAUUAUCCCCAAUGUGAUCAGAGUGACUCCUGCCUGCUGUAUUACCUUUGUCGUUUAUGAAAAUGUGUCUGGUUUUUUACUUGAUUUUAGAAAACAAAAUAAUUAAAGGUAGGAGCUUGUGUUCGUAAGGAAUCUAUUCUCUCUUUUUAUAUGUGAUCUGGGAAAGAUUUAGUUCUGCAGUCUUUUUUGACACUGUGAAAUGAUCUAGUAUUUUGAGGAAAGAACCUGGAGAUAGGAAAAUCCUGCCAACAUUUCUUCUGCUGAAUGUUCCUGCACUGCUGCCUUCCUGUCUCAAUCAGCUAUGUCUGCUUGAAACAGAUGUCUCUGCAACUGUGAAAUAAUAGCACUGUGACUGGGUGAGGGCAGCUGUGCAGCAAUUCAGUACAUCCUGACUUGCCUGGAAUAACUGACUAAUCUGUUUUGACAAGUCUCAAGAUAACAGUUGGUCAGAUUCUACUCCUACAGAAGUGGAAAACUUCAUAGAAAAGCAACUCUGGGGUCUGUCAAAACUUUCUUAAAUCUUUAUCUGAGUCUCAUGAAAAAAGCAUGUAUGUACUUGUUUACAGCAAAGUCUUCUGAGUCCACCUCUGUGUUAUUUGUCAGAUUUCAGGAUACAUAAUGCUUCAAAUUCCAUUGCUCAUCCAACACAGAAAUGCUGCCUCAGCGGGGUGCAGUUUGGAAACUCAAAUUGUUUCAUAAAACAGCUGUCCAUACUUGGGUUUGAAUAAUUGCCAUUCUGACGAAACCCAGUUCUUGUCUCAUAUCAGGACAGACUUGCAUUGUGGGUUUUGGCUUGCUUUUAGCACCAGACCAAAAUGUAUGUUGUGUGCAUUGCUGUCCACUUACUUCAUUUUUUCUCUCUUCCCUGUCUGCUCUCUUCUCUCUCAAUAUCUCUCUCUCUCUCUCUCUGAAUGAGAUUCUGUCUCCAUUACUGAUGCAUCUGACCAAAUAUUACUAGGUAAAUGCAUAUUUAAAAGAAGGCUUACAUUUUUAAAAAUGAGGGUUUUUUCCUAGUAAUCCCACAGUGAUGCAGUUUUCAAACCACUGUAAUAACAAAUAUGACCUUACUUAUUUUCAAUAAUUUUCUCUGGGCCAAAAAAAAAAUCUAUAAGUAGUCCAAAAAAUAUUGUGCACAGGAUGUUUUUUAAAAAAGCCAAAACAAUCCAUUAAUGUCUUCUGAUUUGGUUGAAGGAAAGAACUAUAAGAAUAUAUUGAUUGCUAACUUAGUGAUAAACUACAGUACAUCUCAGUAAAUUUGUGUAAUAACGAUGUUUAUUUGCAUGCUAAUAAUUGCUGUCAAGGAUGUGUACUUGUUGGAGAUCUUGGUUUAUUUUGGGGGUUUAGUUAUUCUUUAAGAAAAUACAUUACUGGCCAUAACAUCUUCUCCUGUUAGUAUGAAGUAUCUAAAAAGUAUCACUUAGCUAACUUGUUUCCUCCUUAGUUAAGAUUACUCAGCAGGUAGAGGGAAAUAAUCCGUUUUGUAAGGAGCAGAGAAUACUACCCAGCAAAACACCUGAAUAAUCACUUAGUCUUCUGUUAAGCAGGAAAUUUCUCUACCCUAAAGCAGAACUAAGGGGUUUUUUGUCAAAAAUUAACAAAUUAGGGAAUUGGUUUCAAUUUUAAAUUAAAAUCUGGAAGACUACAGAAACUGCUCAAUAUUUUGAAUCUUAAUUCAGGAAUCCACUUGCUUGUUUCUGUUGAUACUAUUGCCACAUACAAUAUUUUGUGUAUACUUAACUUCAUUAAUAAUUUACACUUCCUCCUCCAUGAUCCCAUCCCCUCUACUGAUACAGUUGAUAAUCUCAUCUGAAAAGGGCAUUUGGCCUUUAUGGCUGGUUCUGGUUUUUGUUAUGAAAGUUUCCAUUGUAUUUAGCUGAAGAUCAAAUUUACUGGAUCUCUACCAUGCAAAUUACUAUAUAGAUCCCUAAGAGCUACCAACUUCUGCCUUUGGAAGGUUUACUUGGUUUUGUGUUUUCUAGUAUGCAGAAUUAAUUUAGUGGAACACUGAGUUAACUCCCAUCCAGGAUCCAAAAAAUGUUGUGAAGACAUGAAUGUACAAAAAGAGUAAAAGUUGUGCACUUACUACCCUGGAUUAGUGUGCUCUAGGCCCAGAACAGCCUACUUAUGCUCCAGGAUAAAUGCAAAGACAGGCUACGUACAUCUACACAAUCAGUUACUGUAUGUUAACUGACAUGUUGUAAAUUCACACCGUAGCUUAGCUCAUAGUAACUUGUUUGUUUUCAGAUACCUUAAAACCCAUCAUAUAAGCCAAUGAAAACAGCACAGUUCUUCGGAGACAAAAUGCCAGCUGUAUAAUUUGCUGGCUUGCAGCAAUAUCACACAUAAACUUGCAGUUGGGAAAGCCUGAAUGCUCUCCGAGCUGCAGGUGUGUUCCUCUGGCAUUCUUGACAAGAGCUACCAAUUUGAGGGAUGCCUGAGGAAAAUAUUACAACCUGAAAAAAAGAUGAGAUUUAAUCCUAAAUAACUGAAAUUAAUUCCUUAUCUCAGAUUUAAUGGGGUUUUUUUUCUUUUAAUUUCUGGGAAGAGUGUAGACUUUGCAUGUUGUACAUGCUAUUUCUUGGGUUAUUUUGUUAAUGCAAAAUUUAUUUUGUGAUAUAAACAUGACUGUUGUUUUCCUUUAGAGGCUACAAUUUUUAAAAAAUAUUUGAGUAUAUCACUUGUUGCAUUUGGAAGAAAAUACUUAAAGCACUGAAGCUAAUGCUGUGUUGGCAUGAUCAGUGUUGUCACUUGUCCAGGCUGGAAGCUGCGGUCAAAUAGCUGUGACAUCAUUCUUUCACUUUACCAGUACAUUUUUUGAAAGCCAAGGCAUUUCAACCUGCCAUAUUUCUGUAUCUUCCAAACUAUUUAAUAUAUCUAGCUUUUAGUUAACACCAAAGUGAGUGCACAUAUCUGAAAGGCUAAAUCCAGGAGAAUUACUUUAUUGGAGCAAUGAAACUAAGUUUU